CGGUAGCGACCGUAGCUCCUGUCGGGUGUGUGUCGCCAGCCCCUCCCCCAGGAGACCAUUGCAGUUGGUCGCCCCCUGCUUCUCGGUAACCAUGUGCGACUGAAAGGCCGUGAUCAAAAACGCCCACAUGUCGGAGGAGAUGCAACAGGACUCGGUGGAGUGUGCAACUCAGGCGUUGGAGAAAUAUAACAUAGAGAAGGACAUUGCGGCCCAUAUUAAUAAGGAGUUUGACAAGAAGUACAACCCCACCUGGCACUGCAUCGUGGGGAGGAACUUCGGUAGUUACAUGACACAUGAAACCAAACACUUCAUCUACUUCUACCUGGGCCAAGUGGCCAUUCUUCUGUUCAAAUCUGGUUAAACGCAUGGACUGUGUCACACACCCACUGAUCCAUCCAAAACCAAGGACUGCAGCCUAAAUUCCAAAUACCAGAGACUGAAAUCUUCAGCCUUGCCUAGGGGAACACCUCGAUCUUUGAACCUUUAUUGUGUUGUUUUGUGCAGGGUAUUCUCUGUACAAAUUUGUUGUGGUUAUAAAACAAUAAGCAAAACAGCUUACAUUUGUAUU
Molecule: messenger RNA, 568 nt
Organism: Mustela erminea (ermine)
Lineage: Eukaryota; Metazoa; Chordata; Mammalia; Carnivora; Mustelidae
Product: dynein light chain 1, cytoplasmic-like
Exons: 1
Coding region: 128-361 (77 amino acids)
Biological process (GO): cilium assembly; microtubule-based process
Cellular component (GO): cytoplasmic dynein complex
Molecular function (GO): dynein intermediate chain binding; dynein light intermediate chain binding
Source: RefSeq, a predicted model, not a curated record